Molecule: messenger RNA, 378 nt
Organism: Mesocestoides corti
Lineage: Eukaryota; Metazoa; Platyhelminthes; Cestoda; Cyclophyllidea; Mesocestoididae
Source: the annotation of a GenBank genome assembly
AUGCAGGAGACAAUCAACAGCGAUCGAGGCAAGUGCGACCGAAGCUAUCCUCGACCCACCAUCGCCAUUGCCCUGGUUGACGGACUGCGUUUCGGGAGAGCAGAGGACCAGUCUGAUGAAAAUAUUAUCAACUACGCGGCGAUAUUCAGCUACUACCUGUUCGAGUCCUGGAAGCUUCCAACUCAUUGCGAAUCGGAACCUGACAAAAUUAUAAUUUUCUACUCCAAGAACGACGGAGUCCUCUACACGUACGCCAGUGAAAACCUGAAGGAAAAGCUACCGCGAGACGUCAUUAGAAGGACUACAGUUGAAUCGAAGGCAGCCUUCGGUUCCGGAAUCUAUGAAGGCUUGAAGUACAUGCUGAAAAGAUACCAGUAA